Messenger RNA from Serendipita indica DSM 11827, 1698 nucleotides. Lineage: Eukaryota; Fungi; Basidiomycota; Agaricomycetes; Sebacinales; Serendipitaceae. The record is from the annotation of a GenBank genome assembly.
AUGGAGGGCUCGCCAUCUACACGUCCUGCAAGCAACCUAAAGCUCGCUCUCGAUGCAUACGACGCCCAGCAGCGUCGCUCAGCCGCACUCCAGGAAGCGCAGCGCAUCGGAAAUCUCAUCCACAUCCAAGAGCAGCAACUUGUCGCUGCCAGACAUCUCGCAAAGCAGCGGAAACUCGCUCUCAGACGUCAGCAGCAGCAGCAACAACAACAGCAACAGCAGCUCGCAUUGUCCCAGUCGUCACCGCCCACGACGGUCCAGUGCCAGCCCACGCUCGAAUCGCUGCCAGAAUGUGUCGUAGAGGAAGAAGACGAUGAACAAGCGCCUGGCGCCCUUGUCCAGCCCGCGGCUGAGCCAGUGGCCGCAGACUCUACCCAAACGACUCCACGCAUUCGUGCAGAGCAGCCUCAAUCAGCUCCAUGUGUUCGCCCUCCGGUCCGCCCGAUUCACAUGCAACUCAUUGCGAUAACAUUACUUGUUGCAAGCCUUUUUCCUAUUUCGAUGGUGUUAAGCGACACCAUUGUAGACAUUGCGGCAACCCCAAAGGUCUUUUGCGACGCAUGCACCUCCCACCGCGAGGUCCUCUACGACAUGAGCAAUAUUCCCUGGCAGGUCAUCCCCGAGGAUGUGCUCGCGUCCCUUUUCCUCGCAGACUCGGACGACGACGAGCCUGAACAAUUGCCGGCUUCCCCCGCAGCAACAUAUCUUUCGGCCAGUUUCGAAUCAGGAUCCUCAUUCGGUUCCCAAGACGGCUACUUUGCCCGCCCGGCGUCUAGGAGUUCCGCUUCCAGCCGUCGCAGCUCCAAAAAGGCAAAGGACGUCGUUUACUGGGAGGUCGGAUCAGCCGUCCACGUUCCCUAUCCGAUCCCAGCCUCUUGGAGAGACGUCGUGCUUGACAAUGCAAAGGAAGAACGCGUAUGCGACGAUUGCCACGCGAUCCUGUGGGGCAAGACCACCCCCACAAACGAAUAUUAUACCCGACGCGCCCUCGUCUAUCAACGCGAAGAGAUUGCAUGGGCACUCUGGCUCCAAGGAUUGGACCAGUGGGACGUUUGCUUGCGAAAGCAUGGUCUCACCUUCAAGCCUACGCCCGAGCAUCGCAAAUACACCCGUUCAGAGAAUCGGCGACGCGGAUCCAAUGUCAGCUCGAAUACGGCCACCACUACUGAAAGCGGCGUCUCCCAAGGAUCGCUCCCGACCUCGGCGACCGCGGAUAAGAAGGUUUCUGUUGACAUUGCCGGUCGACCUAUUCACGUGGAGCUCUAUGCAUGGCCAACCCCCCCACCUUGUAUUCGCUUCACCUCGACCACCGUUGCGGACAUGAACAAGCAAUUCACCAACCCAAUCCGCUCCACCCUCAAGCCAGACCCUACGCCCUCCAUCUUUGGCAUGCACAAGGCUGACCCGCGCUUCAUGCCAUCUUCUCGCCCACCUAUGCGUCGCAUCCCGACCGACGCCGAGCUCGAAGCCGAGGAGGAACGCCGCGAGACUGAGCUCGAGAAGCGCUACAAAGCGGCCAUUGAGCAGUUUUUGAGCGACGCGUAUGCGUUUGGAGAGCUCCGCGAGUGUUUCCGCCGCAAGGCCUUUUUCCCGUCGACCGCACCCCCGACCAAGAUGGAUGUCUUCAAGACCGAUGUUGCGCGUACGGCCUUGGACAUUUGCUCCUGGUGGCGCGGCGAUGUCUAUGGUGGAUGGUAA